Molecule: messenger RNA, 1989 nt
Organism: Salvia splendens (bonfire salvia)
Lineage: Eukaryota; Viridiplantae; Streptophyta; Magnoliopsida; Lamiales; Lamiaceae
Product: probable receptor-like protein kinase At5g20050
Exons: 1
Coding region: 395-1756 (453 amino acids)
Biological process (GO): protein phosphorylation
Molecular function (GO): ATP binding; protein kinase activity
Source: RefSeq, a predicted model, not a curated record
AGUGCCGUCAAUCCAAUCACUAUUACAAAUAUAUUGACUUUGAGAUUAAAAUUGAUGAAAUUGAAGAGAACCAAGUCGCAUGUACAGAUAUAUAUAGAGUAUAUGAAUAUGCAACUUGCACAAGCACAACUAAACCAACUAAAUAAAAAUUUGUAUCCAUUCAGGAAUCCAAUAAAAAGUCUGAUCUAUUCAAUAUAGUUGGAUCUUAUAUUAAUAAAUACGCAUCUCAACUCCCUAUAUAUUUUAAAAUUUCAUUUUCUAUAGUAAUGAUUCAUCAAGAAGAAGUAAAACCAAAAAACUGGGAAUAAGUCUUUGAAUCAUAUUUUUAAAUGAAGAAUUGAAUCGAUUACCUCUCAAAUUCCAAGCUCUGAUCAUGGAAACAAUUUGAUCGGAAAUGGAAGACAAAAGAGCAAUUUUGAUCUCCUUCGCCAUAAUCCUGCUGCUCGUGACCUCCAUCGUCAUCGCUCGACUCUCCCUCAAACUCUCCAAGACCUUCUACCUCAUCUGCGGCGCCGCCAUCGCCGCCAUUCUAUCCGUCGCCACGAUCGUCGUGAUCCGCACCCGCUACAACAGCCGCCGCAGGCAGCUCGAGCACCAGCUCAGCUUCCAGGGCCGCGAGCUGCGGAUCGAGUACAGCUUCCUCCGCAAAGUCGCCGGCGUCCCGACCAAAUUCCGCCUCCGCGAGCUGGAGGAGGCGACGGACGGCUUCCGCGCGCUCCUCGGCCGCGGCGGAUCCGGCUCCGUCUACAAAGGCAUACUCAGCGACGGCACCGCCGUCGCCGUCAAGCGGAUCGACGGCGGCGAUGAGCGCGGCGAGAAGGCGUUCAAGGCCGAGGUUGCCGCGAUCGCAAGCGUGCAGCACGUUAAUCUAGCUCGCCUCCUCGGCUACUGCAUUGCGUCGCGCGAGGGAGCUCGAUUCAUCGUCUACGAAUUCGUAUUCAACGGAUCGUUGGAUAAUUGGAUUUUCCCCAAAUCUAGGGCUAAUCAGAGAAGCGGCUGCUUGAGCUGGAAUCUCAGAUGCAGAGUUGCGUUGGAUGUAGCAAAAGCCCUAUCUUAUCUUCACCACGAUUGCCGAUCGUGCGUGCUGCAUUUGGAUGUGAAGCCGGAGAAUAUUCUCCUCGACGGCGAUCACCGUGCCCUAGUUUCCGAUUUCGGACUAUCGAAGCUCAAGGGGAGAGACGAGAGCCGGGUGGAGACGACGACUAUUCGCGGCACCAGAGGCUACCUUGCACCGGAAUGGCUUCUCGAAAACGGAAUAUCGGAGAAAUGCGACGUAUACAGCUACGGAAUGGUGCUGUUGGAGAUGAUUGGGGGAAGGAGAUGCGUAACUGUUCUUGACAAAGGGCAUCACUCGAAGAAGAAGUUUCAGUUCUUUCCGAGGAUUGUGGUUGAGAAAUUGAAGGAAGGGAAGCUGAUGGAGGUUGUGGAUGAUCGGUUGUUGGUGGAGGGUUCAGGGGUGGAUGAGAGUGAGUUGCGGCGGAUGGUCGGGGUGGCACUGUGGUGCAUACAGGAGAAGCCGAGGACGAGGCCGACCAUGGCCGAGGUGGUCGAGAUGCUCGAGGGGCGGAGGCCCAUGGAGGAAGCGCCCCACACGCAGAUGCUCGUCGUGGAUCUCUUGUCCGUCGAUGAGGACGAGGACGAUGAUGAUGGAAGAACGGAUAAUCGCCGCCACCAGCCAAGGGGUGCGACGGUGGAUCACGGUAAUCCGUCGUCGUCGGAUUACUCCAUGGCCUUCUCCGUGAUGUCGGGACGUUGAGUCGGAAGACGGUACAACAAUUUUGCCAUUUACUAUAAAACAAGAAUCAUAGGUUUGAGGUCACCAACUGUGAAAAUGGGUGUAUUACAACUUUGGCUUUGAAAUACACAAAGUCGUCAUAUCAACUGCUGUACUAUACAAAAAUGAUGACAAACAAGACAUGGAAAGAGAUCAGAACUGUACACUUUGCUAUACAAAGGAAAAAAUGAAUACAAAAUGCCUUUUUCUCAUCA